UUGACCUCAACCGUUUUACCUUUAAUGCCUGUAAGCACCUUGUGUUGCUUAAACAAUGCCAGCGCUGGGCAACCAUUUGUGUCGCACAAAGGCGUCUCUGCGAUGUUCUGUUUCUCUCUCUGAAAUGUUUUCUGUUUUAAUGGAAUCAUUUUAAGGAGGCAAUUAUUCAACACUGCGGCAUCACAUAAUAUUUAGAAACCAGAAAAUUGUGAGCUGAUGUUUUAUUAAUGAAAGAUGUUUGUUGGGUAUCGCUUGGUAUAAUUGUCUCUGUCGAGACGCGUGUCACCAGAGAGUGGUCGCAGUUUACGCUGUAAUUAAUCGGGUGUGUGGGUGUGUGUCUGUUCAGUGUGUGUGGGAGAGGAACCUGGAGGUUGGACAGGAAAAACCUGAUCCCAGAGUAUCCAGAAAAGACAAAACGCUACUUAAAAGAAACAACUUUUUUUUUUCUGAAGGAAAAGAGAAGCGGUUCAAAUUGAAAUGGUGAUCUGUAAUAAGCAGAAUCGAUGAAGGCGAACAUGUAAUUACAGUGGUUUUGCCUCAAGCUGUAAGACCUGAAUUUCCUCUGACCCUCACUCGUCUCCUGACUCAGCAGGUUUUACAACUACAUGCUGCAGAUAUUACUUUUAUGAUACAUGUCUAUUUUUUUUUCUAUUGUAGUGAGUGUCAAAAUUGAAAAAUGUUAUUUAUUAAAAAAAAAAAAGAAGUACAAUUUCACUACAAAUAUGUUUUGGUGAGAGAACUUACACAAUAAAAACGAAUAAUUAAAUAAAUAAAAGUUCAAUCUUGUGUCAUGAACAUGUAUAAUAUAAGCAACUUAUUAGACUGUUAUGGUUGCUGUGGUAGUACGGCUGUUGACCUAUUGUGUUGUUACACAUUCACAGCAGUGUUUUGUUACCGUAACAGCAUGUAAAUCAUAAAACUGAAAAUAAUAAAGUCCUCAUCCGUGCUCUUUUGGGAUGAAUCUUAUUAGCUAAUGGCGUUUAUCAAUCACCCAAAGUAGCUGGGAUAUGCUCCAAAAAUGAGGAAUGAAUGAAUGUACUUCUGGGAAUUUCUUUGAUUUGUGCUGAGCAAGUCUUCUAGUUGAUCUUCUGGCAAAUUCUAAUAAAGAAAACAAAGUCAUAAACAACUUGCGUGGGAAGAAGGAACGAAAGGAUUGGUGUCAUAAAGGUGUAAAAGGGACCGCGGAAUUGAAAUGUCUCCCACCAAUUUUCUGGAGAUCAGAAGCAGAUUAUUAUAUAUAUUUUUUGUUUGUUAAUCAUCAUCUGAAUAUACACCAGCAAGAGGUAACGGCCAAUGCAAUCCAGUUAAGGAAAAGUCAAGAAUGUUAGCAGACAUGUCGACAUCUAAUGGACAGACGGUUCAGGGCCCUGAUUCCCCGAGUGAGCUCACCAUAAAGCAAGAGGAGGAAACUGGUGAGGAGGCGAACACCAGGAGCCCAGCGCUCGACCAAACCAGCCGGGAAGACGUUUCCUCGGUUAAAUCCAUGACUGGCAGCCCGGCUGAGGCACAAGACGGGCUCUCUGGCAACAAUGUGACCAAUGAGGCAGCAAGUCGGCAACCAAAUGGAGACCGACCUUUCCAGUGCAACGAGUGCGGCGUCUCGUUCACUCAGAAGGGGAACCUGCUGCGACACAUCAAGCUGCACACGGGAGAAAAGCCCUUCAAAUGCCCCUUCUGCAGCUACGCCUGCCGCCGCCGCGAUGCCCUCACCGGCCAUUUGCGGACUCAUGCUGUUGGCAAACCACACAAGUGCAACUACUGUGGACGAAGUUACAAGCAGCGCACCUCUUUGGAGGAACACAAAGAGCGCUGUCAUAGCUACCUGCAAAGCAUAGGUCUGGAUCCAGCCACCGCCGCCAGCCCCUACACAGGUGAUGUUCCAAAAGAGCCAAGACACAUGGGGACCUUUGAUCGCCCACUCGUGAUGGAAAGACUUCACAGCAAUGUUGGCAAGAGGAAGAGCACAACUCCUCAAAAAUUUGUGGGUGAUAAAAUGGCUCGCUACGGCUAUCCAGAGUUAAGCUAUGAGAUGGGUCUCAAGUACGAAAAGCCGACUGAAAUGAUGCCAGGCCGGAUGAUGGAUCAGGCCCCCAACAACCCCAUGUACCUUGGAUCAGACAUGCUGCGGCUGCACCAUCCCGGUCUGUCUGUGGCCGAGGUGGUUCCUAUGGUGAACCCUCUGUUCCACCAUGUUCUUCCCAUAAGCCAAAGACCAGAGCGUCCUGGAAACAGCGAUGCCCUCCCGCCGCAGCUGAUACUUCCCACCGAUUACCCCAGCCACUCCACCUCUAACGGCGCUUUGCCGCGGCAGGUAAAGCUGGCACAGUCGGGACAAAAGGAGUCUCCCAACAACAGUGGAUUGGAAUCUGCUGACUCGGCACGCAGCAGCCCGCAGGAGAGGCCAGGCUACCACGCCGGAAGCACCCCUACGGGUCACAGGUUGCGUUCAAGUCCUGCUGUGUAUUCAGGGGAUCAUGUGGCAGUAGCGUCGCCUCGAAGUGGGUCGGCGUCAGGUACCGGCGCCCUGCAAGCCACCGCCGUCAAUCACGACGGGGUGAGGGUCUUCGCCAAGGACGGCAAAGAGCUGCGGGUGUUCCAGUGCGAGCAUUGUCGAGUGUUCUUUCUGGACCAUGUCAUGUACACUAUCCAUAUGGGUUGCCAUGGUUACAGAGAUCCACUGGAAUGCAACAUCUGUGGUCACCGCAGCGAAGACCGCUACGAGUUCUCCUCUCACAUCGUCCGAGGCGAACACACGUUCCACUAAAGAGGAAAUGUAGGAAACGCUGCAGAAGUCUGAUCAGUCGCCUCUGGGACUGCGCAAUGAAAUAGUUUACAUAGGUGUAGCACAAUCACGGACCAUUAAGCUACUCUGGAAUCUGAACGAUCAUAGACAUAUGAAGGGAAACAAGCAGCGUGGGCUGCUUUGGAAGUCCAGCAAUGCUCUCAGAAACCAUUUUAAAACCUCAAACACAUCUUGGUAAUGACUAGCAUCACAUGUUGCACAGUGUUUAUCUUACUCCUUUCUGUUCCUUGGCUCGCAAAACAGGAUGUUGCCAUAUGCAGCUGUGUUCAAGUCCAUCCCACCCUCAUGCCGUCUUCGUAGUAUGUUUGAAUAUGAUCAUCAGUUUGAGGACAAUAGUUGAGGUGAUUUGAGCUGAGAUGAGAAGGUGUCUUUCCAGAGCCAUCAUCUUAAUGUAUAUGUAGUAGAUUGUUGUAGUGAAGUACAGCAACUUUGAAUAAUACAAACCUCCAAAGCCCUGAAAAAGUUGGUUGUUUGGUUUGGAUAUCGCGAGAAUGAAGAGGAGAUGCUUUCAAGAAAAGGAUAAAUACUGAAGACAAGUUGACAAUAAUGUAUUUUCUUUACUGCUUAUAGCUCAGACUUUGAAACGAAAUCCACCAAAGAAGUGAAUAUUUUCUUUGACUCCGAACAAGGUUGUCACAGGGAAGUGUAGUUGCUGAUAAACACUCAACAGAAAGUGAAACAUCAGAUGGAUAUCAAGUGCAUUUAAACAAACUUUCUUCUAGAAAUACAGGUUUUUACUUUUACUGGACGGCGCAUUUUGUGAGCUGAAAUAACGUCUCUGAUAACUCAAAACUUUUCCAGGAUUUUGGAGCUGUUUUUGAAGUUUUAAAAAGUCGGCCCAGAAUAUAACUUUCUAGUGGCUUUAAAUUUUUUGAUGUCAAGUUGCAUGAUGAGUUAUGAACAUCAGUGGGAAGUAAAAGUGCCUGGCUCUUCAGAACCAUGAGGCAGAAUGUGGAGCUUUGAAAAGUUGUGUGCCGAUAGUGUGUGCUCAUGAUAAAGUCAAGACAAUCACGAGGUUUACAUGCACUCUAUAUUCCUGAUGAUAUUUAUAUCGCUCUCAUUGCUGCAGUUACUCAGAGUAUAGUUCCAUUGAAAAAUGACUUCUAUUGGAUUUGAUUUAAAAAAAGGCAUUUUCACGUGGUGUAGAUUGAACCUCAGCUAAAGGUUGAUAGUAGCGCUGUGCUGAUGUGGCCUCAUGAAACAGUCCCCCGCUGAAAACGGCACUCUCGGUUUAAAAACAAUAUGAGGUUACAUAGAAAUGGUAGUUGGAAUGCAAUGAUUUUAGAGCAAAGAGUGCCAUCUAGUGCGCUCUGAAAAUGAGGACGCUGUUUCAUGAAGCGUCAUCCCGGGUUGUUAACCAGAAUUUUGAUCUUAAAAGACUUGACGGAUGAGACUGGACUGCCUCAUGUGGACCAACAAUGAAGACCCAGUCGCCUCACUUUUCAGACCUAAUUCUCAUCCAAUAAAGGUGUUGAAACAUUCUUUUAUUUGAAACCGUGCUAUGGAGGAGAAUCUGUGCCUUGUCAAACAAAACAGACAGAACAUGUAUUUUGGAAGAUCCCACAGUCAUUUGUAAAUAGCAGAGGCACCCAUGCUACUGCAAUACCCGACAGCUACUACUUUUCAAAGGCAUUUUUUGUUACCAUUUCUAUCACUGCAUUAAAUAAUUUGUGCAUGUAAAUGUAGUGAUUGUGCAGUUUUAUCGACAAAUGUAAAAAAAGAAGUGAAGGACAGGAUGCUACUGGUUAAUAUGUGGGGAGUAAAUUCAUACAUAAAUGUACAUAAAUCCAAUGUUUUCUUGGAUACAUUUCUGGUUUUGUCGGUUUACAUCUUAUUCUUGAUGACCUCUGACCUUGUUAAAUCUUGCACUUUUAAAAGUGACUCUUGCUUUCAUAAAUGGACUUUAUCUGAAGCAGCCAUAUAUAUCUAUAAAAAAAAAGGGAAAUUGAUUUUCUAUAAAUCCUUUUGUGAGUCAGUGUUUUACUUGAAGACAACCUGUUUCACAACUCUAUUUUUCUGUUCUACGUCAGUGCAAAUGUGGUUUUUGUGAAUGAGUGUGCGCUUUAGCUAAGUGUUCUCAAACGUAUACGAGUGUGCGAAUCAAACAGGGUUCAGGUAAACUUAUUUUUAGAGAUAAACAAUUUGGCACUGAAAUGUUAGGAUGAUGCGGCAAACUUCUUCUAUGAGGGUUCUCAGGUAUUUACAUAUUCUGUACUUCAUGUCCUGAAACAUGUGAUUUGUAAAAAAAAAAAAAAAAAAGAAAGAAAAAGGAAACACAUUGAUCACUGAAUACAGUGGAUGAAGUUUUGACCCAAAUGACAUGAAGACGCAGUGCUGUGAAGAAUGUAUAUUUUUAAAGAUUUUUUUUUUCUGUGUAAAAUAAAUGAUUCUUUACUGUUGACUUUUGAAAAGGAAUUGAGGAAAUAUUGUAAUAAUAAACAUUCUCAAAACCAACAUGAGACAUCUGUUAGGACUCACGCUGUGUUGUGUUGUGUGAACAUGUUAACACACCGGUUUUCGCGAUGACAGAAUCCAAGAUCCUAGCCAGUAUUGUGAUUUUUUUUAUUUCCUUAUUUAGAUCUAAUCACAAUACACUACAUUCCAUUUUUGAUAGUUGGAAAAAAAAAAAAAAAGGGUUUUAUCAAAUUGCCUUGAAAGCCACACAGCGUUUGUAGCGUUCUUGACCUCUUAUCAGAACGAUUUUUGGAUCCAGAUGGUAAACCAGAACACCGCCAUCAUCAACAGUUCCUGAAAAACAAUAAUUCAUAUAUGGUCAUUACAUUUCAAGCUAUUUUGCGAACAAACAGACCGGACCACGACUGUCUUUGGUUGUUUUUUGAGGUAUGUAUCUCUCUGGCUCCGCUCCCAUCUCCA
Synchiropus splendidus (mandarinfish) is the source of this 5677-nucleotide messenger RNA. RefSeq names its product IKAROS family zinc finger 2 (gene ikzf2). The transcript is spliced from 7 exons. The record is from RefSeq and is a predicted model, not a curated record. Gene Ontology annotation, biological process: regulation of transcription by RNA polymerase II. Gene Ontology annotation, molecular function: RNA polymerase II cis-regulatory region sequence-specific DNA binding; DNA-binding transcription factor activity. NCBI's taxonomy places the organism in Eukaryota, Metazoa, Chordata, Actinopteri, Syngnathiformes, Callionymidae. Bases 1322 to 2764 code for a protein of 480 amino acids.